AUGGGUGGGAGCAGCUUAGUGGGAAGCAGAACGGGAAGCCUAGAUGCCCUUCCCCCUCCGUACCUACAUGUUGUCCCGACAGAAAAUGAGGUUGGUCUUCCAUUUGCUCAUCUUGACGUUCAAAAACCUCUCGUGCAAUAUGUUUUUGGUGCGGGUUCAUCGCACCAUUGGUCGAAAAGGCCAAAGAGCGAGAGAGGGAAAUGGAAAAAGCAAAGAGCAGACGAGAAGGGGGAAAAAGAAACAAAAGAAACGAAUGAGCCGGAUUUGAAUGGUAUUACAUUCAAACAAAGGCUACCCGCCGAUGACCGAGUGUUGACAAACAGCGAGACAUCCGAGUCCUUCAGAGACGCUGAGACAUUCCUGCCACAUCAAACGACUGCCGAUGGAGUUUGCGGGAGGAAGAUAUCCAUUUAUCUCAACAUCUUUGAGAAAAAAAAAUAUUAUAUCCGGAUAUCGAGGUCUAGAGGCCUUGUUACUGUCACGAUCUAG
Microsporum canis CBS 113480 is the source of this 489-nucleotide messenger RNA. RefSeq lists its product as uncharacterized. The transcript has 2 exons. Lineage: Eukaryota; Fungi; Ascomycota; Eurotiomycetes; Onygenales; Arthrodermataceae. Bases 1 to 489 code for a protein of 162 amino acids. The record is from RefSeq and is a predicted model, not a curated record.